AUUGUGUCUGUUACACAGGUACAGUGUGCAUUCUGCUCAGGUGUGGUGGGACACUGGGAGGCAGGCGACGAUCCCAGCAAAGAGCAUCGGCGCCACUUCCCCUCAUGUCCUCUGCACUUUAAUGUCCCUGUUGGCAACAUUCCCCUGGGGCAGUCUAAUGAUAGCGUGCAGCAGUAUCAGAAUGCCCGUGACGGCUUUGCUCUCAGAGAAUUUCGGCCCUUCUCGGCUCCAGAGAGGAUUGUCGUGUCGGGGGGUACAGUGAGCAAGCAACAUGACUUCACCGAGCUGGGCAUACAGACACAUCGUGGCCCAAGGCAUCCCAAGUACGCAACAGUAGAGUCUCGGUUACGAACGUUUAUAAACUGGUCGCCCACCGUGCACCAGACGCCUCAACAACUUGCUCAGGCUGGAUUCUACUCUGUUG
Messenger RNA from Zootermopsis nevadensis, 424 nucleotides. The record is from RefSeq and is a predicted model, not a curated record. Lineage: Eukaryota; Metazoa; Arthropoda; Insecta; Blattodea; Termopsidae.